AUGUCAGUCUCGAGCUUGAGUGCCAAAUCUUCAGCGGAGUCUCUGCGGAGCAUUUCAUCAUUCGGCUCAGCACCGGACAAGCUCGCGCCUUCCGUAGAAGGUUCCAUGGUCUGGAAGAACUCAGAACUCGACCCGACCAAGUAUGUCGUCAAUCUCAGUGCCGCCGAAGUCUCUGAAGUUCGAUCUGCUGUCAUCUCGAUAAAAUUGCAGAAAAGUGCGCCCGAGCAAAUCAGCAAAGAUAAUUUCCCUCUGAGCAAAGACUUUUCUGCAAAGCUGGCUGCUGUUAGCAAGCAAAUCCACGAGGGCUUCGGCGUUGCUGUUAUCCGUGGCCUUGAUGCAGCUAGGUUCAACGAUGAGGAAGCUGUCAUCGCCUUCGUCGGCAUUUGUGCACACACCUGCCCUUUGCGUGCUACAGACUCAUAUGCGAACCAGACGUUGAGUAUGUCCCCUUUUAUUUGCCACGUCCUUGACGCAACACACCGCAAGGUUCCGCAUUGGGCCAAAGAUAUCGGUCUUGCUGGCUCGAAAAUCACGGCAAAGAUGGAUUUCCACAACGAUCGAUUCUCUGGCGAUGUCCUCGCUAUGCAUGUGCGGGAUGAUGGCGGCGCUGGCAAUGGCGGCGAGCAAUACCUAGCUUCCUUCUGGAGCAUCUACAACGAACUGUUGGAAAAGGACCCGGCCGUGCUUGAGACGAUGGCCGAGGCUCGGUGGCCUUUCGAGCUUAAACAAAAAGACGCGGCUCCGUACCUGGAGCUUGGUCCCACACUUCUCUUCUCGAAGGGUAAGCCUAUAUGUCAACUUGUCAAGGCGCCACUCCUAGGUGGCCUUCAUAUUCCUCGCGAUCCGAGCAUGCCGGACCUUUCAAAGGAGCAAAUGCAUGCCAUCCACGCAGUGGAGGAGGUGGCUCAGAAGGUCUGCACCAAGCUUGAUCGCCAGCAAGGCGAUAUCCAGUUCAUCAACAACCUGAGCGUCAUGCACGCUCGUGCAGCAUAUGGCAAGACGGAUGAGCCUAGCACACGACACCUUCUGCGAAUGUUCCUUCGCGAUCCCCAGAACGCUUGGGAUAAGCCUGAUGCCUGGAAGCACAACUUCGACGAUCCUUUCACGCCUGGUCGUCGUCAGGAGAUCCCGAUCCGUGACCUCGACCCCUGGCGCAAGAUCAGUGGUCGCGAGAGCCACGGCUAA
Paraphaeosphaeria sporulosa is the source of this 1185-nucleotide messenger RNA. Its product is annotated as Clavaminate synthase-like protein. Bases 1 to 1185 code for a protein of 394 amino acids. The record is from RefSeq and is a predicted model, not a curated record. Lineage: Eukaryota; Fungi; Ascomycota; Dothideomycetes; Pleosporales; Didymosphaeriaceae. The transcript has 4 exons. Gene Ontology annotation, molecular function: oxidoreductase activity.